Molecule: messenger RNA, 774 nt
Organism: Rhipicephalus microplus (southern cattle tick)
Lineage: Eukaryota; Metazoa; Arthropoda; Arachnida; Ixodida; Ixodidae
Molecular function (GO): nucleic acid binding; ATP binding
Source: RefSeq, a predicted model, not a curated record
AUGGCAAACCAGCUCGUCGGCGUCAAUAAUGUAGUACAGCUUGGCCCUCCCAAUGGGCCCAACGAGCCGCUGCCACCGGCUCCACCUUUGAACAAUGGCCUCUUCGGCGAUGCCAUUGGUGACGAACAUGAACUCUGGAAGGAUUACUUCCUGUCGCGGGGUGACGGCCAUGAUGUGCCUUACGUGUUACUGCGGAAAACACCCGCGAGCGUCGGAAACAUCCGCCAACCUGGUGCUCCAAACUGGCGCGAGACGGACCUGGAGCCCUUCGAGAGGAAUUUAUACCGCGAGCACUUCAGAACAGCGUGGCGGUCCCCUGUGGAAGUGAGGGAAUAUCGAGAGAAAAACGGGAUAACUAUUGUGAGUGGACGUGGUGUUCCAAAGCCUCUGCUGCACACGUACGAAGCAAACUUCCCCGCAAGCCUGGUCGAAGCCCUCGAGGCGAACAACUCCGCAACCUCUCCCACAGCCGCUCAAGCCCAGUGCUGGCCCAUAGCACUCAAGGGAAGAGAUUUGCUUGCCGUUCUCGGAGCCGGAGCCGAAGGCAAAACCCUGGCUUAUAUUCUCCCGGCCAUUACUCACGUUCUCCACCAGCCGCGCAAAAAACAUCAUCCGGGUUUCCGGGCACUAGUACUGGCUCCGACACCCGAGGAAGCCCGCGAGAUACAGCGAGCUGUGAGCGAACUCGAAACCUACACUGGUGUCCGUGCUACGUGCGUCUGUUCCGGUGAACCGAAGGACCGACAACUGAGGAACUUAAGGCUGCGGUUUUGA